ACCAUUUCAGCAAGUUUAUGGACAGUUGAGCCAGUUGGUUGCUUUCGAGACUCGUACGUAGAACCCCGACCACUUCCCGAACUAAUAGCCAACUUCCGAGACACUAUCGAUCGUAAGGAUAUAAACAAAACUGUCAGAGCAUGCGCAGCGAAAGCCAGGGAUAAAGGAUACAAGUUCUUUGGCAUCCAGUUUUAUACUGAGUGUUGGAGUGGUGCUGGGGCCGAGACAACCUACGCUAGGGACGGGAUAUCAGUAGACUGCGACAGCGGUGUCGGCAAAUCAGGCGCAAUUUUUGUAUAUAAAUUUGGGGACUAUGGUAAGUAUCUUACGAGAGAGAUGUAGCCAUCAAUAGAAUGAAGACUAUGUGAACUGCGGAAUACAAUUUUUGAAAUGUUGAAAAAAAAAAAUCUGGACUUCGAACCCAUGGCCUCUGCGGUAGCGCUGCAGUGAGCUAUGAAGACCCACUGACCCAUACAUUGGAAGAAGGCCAAUUUGUUGAGUUCAUCUAAACCCCUUGAAAGGAAUGAAAUAUAGAAUGAAGAUGAUGUGAACUGCGCAAAUACAAAUUUAAAAUGAAGACAUUGUGAUUCAGCAAAUUGGCCUGCGCAUAAUGUAGGCGUCUUCAUAACUCAGUUGGUAUAGCACUGCAGCGCUAACACAAGUUCGAAUCCAGUUGAAGUCCUGAAAUUUUUGUCGGCUUAAUUUGAAAUUGCUUAAAUUGAAAUUACCACUGCGAGGAUCAUAUCUUCAUUUAAAUAGUGAUCAAUUUGAAAAUCCCUCAUAUUGGGAAACGAGCAGAUGAAAACUGUCGCAAACAAGUAUGGCGCCCAUUCAGGCCACAUCCUCUUUUGGACUAAACGGGCGUGUGCCGCGCGCUGAACAGGGUAUGGUUUUAAUGGUCUUGAGUCUUAAAUCACUGGUCAAGGGCUCCUGACAGGGUAAACAAUUUGAUUAUUUCGCGUCUUGAACGGGUGUUUUUUUUAACUGGAAGCCUUUAAAAGAAUGUGAAGGUUGGCGGUGAGUGGUCUAGAAACAUCAUGAUACAAGGCUGAGUAUGUUCUAUACAGCUUUCGAUCUUACCUGCAACUAUUUCAAAAACUCAUUAAUAAUUCAUAAAGAAAUUAAUGUUUAAUAAGUGUCUUUAUAUCUGAUAAAGACACGGCUAGACUUUACGUCCAAUUUUUUAGACCAAAAUAACCCCAAAUCUAAAUAAUUAGUGAAAGAAUGAGUUGAUCUAUAUCAGAGAUUUUAUAGCCGUUUAAAAAAAGAGCAGAAGAGUAUUCGGCUCGAGUUUUCAAACAGUACUUAAUAAAUUUCUAUAUCAAACAGCCAAGCUGUAUUUCUUUUUUAGAGCCGCCAUGUCCUUCUUGUAAACAGCCGCGACACCUGUGUUUUCCCGCCAUUUCUCACGUGACCCUAGAGUCAGGUGCAAACAUCAGUAUGAGGCAGCUGGGGAUUGGUGACAAAGUUCAGACACUGGGCAUGAAUGGAGAAACCAUUCACACUGAAGUAAUUGGUUUCCUACAUAAGGAGACAAAAACUGACGCAGAAUUUUGUAAGUUUGAAAUCAGCACAGGUAACGUUGUGAUGUUAUCUCCACAACAUCUCAUCUUUCGAAAAGAAAACUCGACGUCUCCUCCUGCUGCGGUCUUUGCCUCAGAUAUCAAGCUCGGAAACUUGCUUUAUACAUCGAACGAGAGAGUCGCUAGGUAUAAAGCAGUAGCCCGGAUCUCCAUGGUAACAGAGACAGGCGUGUAUGCCCCUUUAACCAAGGAAGGAACGCUAUUGGUGAAUGGUAUUCUGGUGUCGUGCUACGCCACCUGGCCUUCCCAUGAGGUAGCACAUUUUGUAAUGGCGCCGUUAAGAGGCUUGUACGCCAUCACUGGAACCUGUAAACGACUGGUCAGCUUCAUAGAUUGGACAUUCUGGAAUGAUUUCCAACGGAUGGAUGGGAUUUCAUGGUACGCCUUAGGACUUGCCGCGUUAACGGGAAUUUUCCUUUAA
This is a messenger RNA of Porites lobata, 2004 nucleotides long. Lineage: Eukaryota; Metazoa; Cnidaria; Anthozoa; Scleractinia; Poritidae. The record is from the annotation of a GenBank genome assembly.